Messenger RNA from Bicyclus anynana (squinting bush brown), 1795 nucleotides. Its product is annotated as copper homeostasis protein cutC homolog. The transcript has 3 exons. The coding region runs from base 148 to 906 and encodes 252 amino acids. NCBI's taxonomy places the organism in Eukaryota, Metazoa, Arthropoda, Insecta, Lepidoptera, Nymphalidae. Gene Ontology annotation, molecular function: copper ion binding. The record is from RefSeq and is a predicted model, not a curated record.
GUCACAGAUUAGUUAAUCUGUGGUUUGCUUGUUUGUUUUUGUUCAAUGUACUCUAUGUUUUUGUUGUUUUCUUGAAACAUAAGUAGGGAGGGGGAAAUUCAUAAUUUUAACUUUUAGAUAAAAGAAAAGAAUACAAUACAAAUUACAAUGACAGUGAUAGAAGUUUGCAUCGACAGCUUAAAAUCAGCUUAUAAUGCAAUCAAUGGUGGUGCAGAUGAGUUGGAGCUAUGCAGUUCCCUGGUAGAAGGCGGGCUUACUCCUUCGCCAGGUCUAGUAGUAGAAGUUGUUAAGUUGGUAAAUAGUAAAUUCUAUGCAGAUAACUCCAAAAAGCCAAAAGUAAAUAUUAUGAUAAGAUGCCGGGGAGGAUCAGAUUUUUGUUACUCAGAAGAUGAAAUGAAAACAAUGCUUUCUGAUAUUGAAGUUUACAAAAGUUUCCAGGUUGACAGAUUCGUCUUUGGAGCUCUAACUGACAAACAGGAGAUAGAUAGGACAAACUGUUCCAGAAUUAUAGAGAAAGCAUCUCCAUUACCUGUGACUUUUCAUAGAGCUUUCGACCUAACUAUAGAUCCUAAAAAAGCUAUAGAAGACAUUAUAAAUCUUGGUUUCAAUAGACUCUUAACUAGUGGGAAACAAAGUUCUGCCGAUAACAAUACAGCAAUAGAACUUCUUACUUUUCUACUAGAAAAUUUUGGUAAAAACAUUGAAAUAAUGCCCGGUGCUGGUGUUAAUUGUGACAAUGUGCACAUAUUUGGUAAGAUUGGAUUCAAAAUUAUUCACAGUUCGUGUAAAAAAACUAAACAUUUACCUGAAAUAGGUAAUUUGUGCAUGGGCAGUAAUAUACUUUAUGUGACUGAUGAAGAUUUAGUACGGAAGAUGAAGAAAAUUGAGCCUUGCUCCAGAAAUUAAAAGCUCCAAAACUGAAAAAAGAAUAAUACCCAAUAAUGUGCCAGGGGAACAUCUGUCCAAUGAUAGAUAAUCAAGAUGACCCUGGCGUAAACUCGGAUUUAGAUGCCCUACAUGCGGGAAAACUUACAAGAGACUACCAGAGAGAGAAAGCCUGGUACCAGAAACAUUUUAUGACACAAUGGUGUUGAAGCACGACAGCCAUCGGUCAGUUCUUUGACUAACACUGCAGAUAGAGUUGACAUAUAUCCCAAAGUGAGCCAAUGUGUCAAAACUGGAAAGAAUUUGGCGGUACUAUUUGGAGCAUCCAGGAUCCAAACAAGACCUUAAUAGCCAAGUUUUUACUUUCCAGGACUCUAUUCACACUUAUUUUUUUUGGAACAUUACCUACCACUAAAUUGUUAACAUCCCGAAGGACCACAGUAUUAAAGUGAAUUAAUAUUAUGACCUAACAAAUGAACUAACUAAAAAAUGGCUAUCUAUGUCGUUAAUUUGUACGCCGUAGAAGAGAGGUGCGAGAGGAUUACCAGCAAAAUCUCUCAAUAACUUGCUUAAAGUCCUUGGCCUCUCUAGAACUGCAGCUAGUUCUAUAUUAGAACGGGUAUCCAAAGCUGCUCUAAUAGGAUCUUACUAAAUUUGGCGGCAGGGAGACCAACAUGAGCGGAGGAGGGGAGUGUUAAUCUAUUGUCAAAGAAUUCCUUAACCCUACAUCGAAUGGCCACAAGUCCUGGACUUCGCUUGGAGAUUUUUCUCUACCACGCGAUAGACCCGCACGGUGAAUUCAUGGAUUGCUAAAGAUAUUCGUCUCUCUACUUAAUGGAGCUGUUUAUUUACUUAAGGUAAAAAGAUAAUUUACAGAAUGAAUUCUGAAUAAAACUUGUAAAGAAAAAUA